Molecule: messenger RNA, 1906 nt
Organism: Esox lucius (northern pike)
Lineage: Eukaryota; Metazoa; Chordata; Actinopteri; Esociformes; Esocidae
Gene: rmp64
Product: nucleolus and neural progenitor protein
Exons: 9
Coding region: 42-1589 (515 amino acids)
Biological process (GO): positive regulation of Notch signaling pathway
Cellular component (GO): nucleus
Source: RefSeq, a predicted model, not a curated record
UGGCUUGCGUUUACUUCCUCCGUUUGCGUGGAAAAGAAAACAUGGCUGAAGAACCGUGGAAUAAAGUAAACAUUCCUUUUCCAAGUGCAGUUUCAACUGUCCGUAUACCAUUUGAUAUGUCAACAGGUACGAUUGUAAAACAGGUUCUAGAGGGAAAUGAGAAAGUACUAAAGCUGCUUAGAAGCCAAAUCCUGCAGACUGAGAUACGCGUCUUAUACGAGCUUCUCUUCGUACUCAACAACAGCCUCAGGCAGCACAAACCGUUCAGGGUUAUCAAACAGGUUGAGCAAUGCAUCAACCGAUUAAAGGAAAUGAAGCUGGAUGCAGCUCUUCGUGACCUGAAGGAGCUAUGUCCGAAGAAAGUGCAACGGCAGCUGGCGAUGGAGAGUGGUCGGUGUGACGUCCCCAGUCAGCCCAUGCUGGAGUGGCUCUGUCUCAAGGUGCUGGGAGCUGCCAGGCUGAUGGCGUGUCUGCUUAACCGCUGCACCAGAGCCUUCAUUCUAGUCAGACAGCACCUCCAGUCAAAGGAGUUCAUUCUGCUGAACGUGGUGUUCACUGGUGUGCUGAGUCGGCUGUGGGUGUUUUUCCGCGGCCUCCUAGGCAGUCUGGACCCCCUCUACCAGCGUCUUCUGACUCUCCUGAAGGUGGUGACCCAAGCUCAGUCCGUGCCCUUCCUCAAGGACUUCCUCCUGCCCGCAGGGAUGGCAGAGUUCCUCGGGCCCUCUGACUCUUGCCUGUUGAAGACGGAGUCUACUAAAGGCAUCACAUUAAAGGGAGCCUCCGGUUCGUCGGCGCUCCGCAGACUGUUCAGACCGGACGCGGUGACCAGGAAGCAGGCUGUGGGCGGUCCCUCAAACAGGACAGGCAAAAUGGUGGAUCUGGGAACCGUGGUGUCACGCCAAAGGAUGGGUGCUAUGGAUGAGGUCCCUGGAACAGAUUUGAAGGCCUUGCUAAAACAAACCCGCCUCAGUAUUUCAGAGUUGUCAAUAGUAACAGAGGACCCUUCAUCAGUAGACGCUGCUGUGAAUAAUCAGAAGAGGAGCUUUCUGAAGCAACUGAAAACACUGACCAGUUUUAUCAAAAUGGCCACCUACCUAGAGGAAGUGAUGCAGUGGUGUCAAUACAGGAAGCUGUGGCGUGGAGUGAUGGGUCGUCUGAAAUUUCUCCACCUGAAAUGCAGACGGUUAAAACAUCUGGAAUCAGAGGGCUGCAGAGUACAAGGGAAGCUGAGGAGAUUCAAGCAGGAGGUUUGUUGGGCCCUGACCCUGCGAGGCGCCAUACCCACGACCUGUCGACCUCUGAAGACUCUGUGGAGGAGGGCUCAGACCAGAACCUGCUUUCAGUCUGACAGAACUCGACGUGAACCAACCAGGACUGCUGUCUCGGUCCUCAGGAAAACGUCUCCACUUCCCGACCGGGGUGUGUCCCGACGAGGCCCAUUGAGUGGGGUGGUCAUGAUGUCCGCCCAGUCCGUUAGCCGUGAGCCUAGCAACGGAAGCGCUGGCCUGUGUGAUGUCACCGCCGUUGAGAAACACUCCGGCAUGAAUGAGAGUGACAUUGAUGACAUCUUUGCCUCAAUAGGUUUUUAAGGCUCUGAAACUGUUGCAUAUGUGAUAAAACCCAAGGUUUAUUUGGUUGUGGGUGUGAGUCAUCUCUAAUUUCAAGUGUGUAAAAAUUGCAUUGAUGUCUGCUAGACAUAUUGUAAACACUGCUAGACAUACAGUACACACUCCAGAAUGAAAGAUUGUCUUUUGUGAACAGCAGAUAUAAUAAUGAAAUAAUUGGAGGUUCACUCCAACUCAAAUGUUGCCAGAUAUUUGGCCAAAACGAAUACCCAUUAGUUAUGUUAUAAUUAUGAAAUGUAAAAGAACCAACCAAAGUAAAUCCGUAAACAUGGCUGAAUUCA